UUAAACGGUUCAUUGCACAUUGAAACUUUCCACAAAAAAAAAGAGUUGCGAAUGAACGAAAGUAAACUUUGCGUUGUUGCAUAUUUUAAUUUAAAAAUAAAUAUAUCUUUAACAAGUCAAAGUAUUUAGUAAAUUGAUGAUAAUAUGGUGAACUAUGGUUCUGUAUUUUAAGUUUGUUGCAUUGUGGGUUAUAAUUGUUGGUACUCAUGGUAAAAUAAAGCCAGGAAAAAAACCAGUAAAUGAAAACAAUCAAAAGAAAAGUUUGAGUCAGCAUUCUUAUCGACAGCCCUUUAGCGAUAUUAAAGGGUUCGUUAAAGACACGACAAGACGAAUUCACAACAAAAGUAACGAAGAUGUAGAAGCACAUAAAAAAUUAUCAGGAACCAAUGGGCUGCAGUCCAAAAAAUCAGACAUUGAAGCUGCAACUAAAUCCAUAGUGCACGAAACAAAUGAGCGGAAGGACAAAAGAGGUUUCUUAGCGACACUUGCAAACUUAUUAAAUGAUGCUGAAGCAUUGACCAACCAUAGAAAUCAAUUUGAAGGUGGCUUAAGUUCAGUAACUCAUGUUCCUAUUUCUUCAAGUAAUAAACAUUCGUUGGUUGGUGGCAUCAAAAUAGUUGAACCAAUAAAAACUGACAAAAAUGAUGUUAAGCUUUCAAUUACAGAAGAGAAUAAAGAAGAUAACAAAGUUGAGAAACGAGAGGAUCUAAUCACCAAAGCAAUUAGUGAUAUUUUAGAAGCAAAAACAAUACAAAAAGAUGCGCCUGACUUAGUAAAAAACAAAGUCUCAAUAAAAAAUACGGUGGAGAAUAAAGAUAAAAUAGAAAAUGUUAUAAACACCAUAGAAAACAAAGAAAAAACAGAUCAAGUUAUCAAAUUUGAAGAAAAAUCAAAAAAAAGGGCUGACUUUCCGAGCCCUGAAGAUGCACAGAAAGAUAAAAAUGAUUCAGGAAUUGAGUAUGCUCCAAUUUUCGCAAUGUAUCACGGCAAAAUUGUCCCUCUAGGAAAAUUACCUGACACUUCUUUUAAAAAGUCUCAUACAGAAGAAAUAAAAACUGUUAAUAGUCUUACAGUUUCUGAAGACGAUAUGCCAAAAGAUAAACAACUUACAGUUUCUGAAGAUGAUUCACCAAAAGAUAAACAAUUUAUAAGUUCUCCAAAUCAAAUUCAAGUAACCGCUGAACGCCGGUCUUUUUCAUUACCUGAAAAUACUCAUAUUAAUUCCGAAGAAGAAUUUGAAAAUAAAUUUGGAAAGAAAGAUAGACCUUCGAAGCUAUACAGACUUCAACAAUACUUAAAAAACCUUGAUGGUCACAUUCCUUCGGCAAACGAAGUAAAGGAACAGGUUGCAAAAGACGAGGUUAUUUUUCCAGAAGAAAAAACCGAAACAACAAAAAGUGAUAUUUUAAGUCAUAUUAAAGGUCUUGUCCUUGAUGAUGGAAAAAUAGUAACAGUAAAAGGCAACCGCAUUGAACCGAUGGAAAAUACAAAAGAAGAACCGUCUACAUCCCUAGAUUCCCAAAAGUUUUUUGUUUCAGAUGAUGGGAAAUUAAAUCUAGUUAAAUCUAGUAGUAAAACUAGCGAUGUUCAGAGUGCUGACUCAAAAACAUUACACGAAAAAACAACAGAACCAAAAACGGUUGCUUUGAGUUUGGAAGUAUUAAAAGAUUUACUUAAAAAAAGCGAUAAGGUAUCGUUAGCUACUUUAUUAAACAAAGCGCAAGAGCCCAAAACUGAUGAAGACGAUGAUCCAGGAACAAUCGAAGAUUUUGCAGCAGGUGGUUUAAAGUCGCACAACUUAUAUCGCUCUAAACACCAUUCUGAUCCAUUGAUAUGGUCUGACGAAUUAGCGGCUAAAGCACAAAAGCUUGCGGAAUCACUUGCCGAUAAAAAAGCAUUAGAAAUUGCAACUGAUCUUGAAAAAGAAGGUUACGGUGAAAAUGUUGCAAAAGUCUGGGCUACGUUUAAAGAUGCUGGAGAAGCAGCAACCAAAAUGUGGUACACUCAAAGCAAUAACUACAGAUUUGAUGAUCCCCAUUUAGAUGAAAACACUGGACAGUUUGCUCAAGUGGUAUGGAAAUCAACUAAAGAAUUAGGUAUGGGAGUUGCAAAAAGCAUUGACGAUGUAAAUAACAAGUAUGUUUAUGUCACAGCAUUAUAUAGGCCUCCAGGAAACAUUGAACCAACUUUAAGAGACAAUGUUCUUCCGACAGGUAACAACACCGUAGAUGUUUACACUACAUUUUUUAAAAGGAUGGGCGUCAUUGAUGCUCGCGAAGUAUCUCAAAAUAAAACAGCUGCAGUUUAUUCCACAUUUUUUAAAAAAAGCAAGUUGAAUAAUAAUGAUGAAAACUUUAAGCGUUCAAAGUUACAAAAAGAUCCUAUUGUUGUUAAGGACAAUUUAAACGAAAGAGGACAUUUGAUAAAAGAAAAUGAAACCUAAGUAAUAAAAAAAAAAAGAAUACUGAGCAACUUCAACCAAUUUAAAAAUACUCAAGAUCAAGAAAUCUAGCAAAACUAAUAAAAAAUUACUAAUAAUACUACUAUUAUUAUAGGUUGAAAUUCAGUAAUAAAAAAAUAUACUAAUAACAAAAGGAUGAAAGUCAAUAAAAAUUGAAGAAUCAUACUGCAAGGUAAAAAUAAACGGUAACUAAAUCUCCAAUGAUCAAAUUGAAAAAUUACUACAUAAAAAAGUUGAAAAUAGUUGAAAUUUAUGCUCAAAGCGCUAUAAUGAAUUGACUAAGUUUAUUUACAGAGAAAAUUAAUUAAUUACAGAAAAAAUUAAAAUAAAAUAAAAUUUGACUUUUUAUAGACUACUUUGUAAAUUUAUUUUCAUUUCAUUCUUUUUUGUAUAUUAUAUUUUAACGUUUAAAGUAUAUGAAUAAGAUUCGAAAUUAACGGGUUUUCCAAUAAUAUUUUUCUCUCAAGUACUUUUUCAAAUUUUGAGAUUAAAAAAAAGUUUUUUAGUUACACAGUAUCAUAAAUCUAUUACUCAACACAAAAAAACUUGAUGAAUAUUUUGAUUGUUUUUGCAAAUUAUUUAAUUAUGAACGAUCAAAAUAAGUGAAAUUUAUUAUUCAUAUAAAAUGCAUUUAUUUUAGAUUUUUCUAAAUACGCUAUAAAUAGGUUUUAAAAAGUUGCAAAAAAAUCAAAUUCAUUAAGUAAAGUGUAAAAAAAAAAAGUACCAUAUUCACGGUCAAGACUGUUAAAACGACGCCGGUAACUGUUACGAUUGACGGUAAUUGAUACUGAAGACAAAUUUGGUUAUAACACGAGAUUAAAGCACAAUUUACAAUUUAAGCUCAUUUUAGUACAGUGAAAAUCUUGAAAACUUAACGAUAAAAUAUGAUAGCUUCUGAUUAUGUUAAACACUGAUUAGUGAUGGUGAACAUUUAUUUUUAUAUAGCAUUAUUUAUAAGUUUAUAGACUGUAUUACAAUAAUUAUAUAGCAUCAUUUACAUUUUAAUUAUUUUUACUAUACAUGUAUUUUUACUAAAAACUUGAAAGAACUAAAUGAAUUGAAA
Molecule: messenger RNA, 3524 nt
Organism: Hydra vulgaris (swiftwater hydra)
Lineage: Eukaryota; Metazoa; Cnidaria; Hydrozoa; Anthoathecata; Hydridae
Source: RefSeq, a predicted model, not a curated record